AUGAAGGUUCAAACUAGUGCAGCUCUUCUCAUUUCCUCUUGGGUCCCAGCUACCUACGCUUGGGGUACCUUGGGGCAUUACACUGUUGGAUACGUUGCCACUAACUUCGUCUCUACCGCCACAAAGACCUAUUUCCAAGACAUUUUGGGUGAUACCAGCACAGAUUAUUUGGCCUCUGUUGCUACCUGGGCUGAUUCAUACCGAUACACCACUGCUGGAACUUUCUCGGCACCUUUCCAUUACAUUGAUGCUCAAGAUAGCCCACCUACUUCUUGUGGCGUUUCAUACUCCAGAGAUUGUGGGUCUGCAGGAUGUGUCAUUAGUGCCAUCAACAACUACACAACCAUCUUACAAAAGGGCACUGCAAGUGCUGCCAAUUUGGACAUUGCUGCCAAGAUGAUCAUUCACGUAUGUUCUGAUUUCCUCUCCCAAUUCUGGAUUCCAUCAUGUCUCCAUUCUCCCUAUUCUACAUGUCAUUUUCAAGGCACAUGGACAUCUCGCACAAAAAAGAUGCUCCGUACCAUUUUUGUCCCCACGUGGGCGAACCGUCAAUAUAUCCAUAACCACCCCUUGCUCAUACAUCCUAGUUUCUCGGCGACAUCCACCAACCUCUCCACGAUGAAAACCUCGAUGUAGGUGGUAACACCAUCUCCGUUACCUACGCCGGCAAAAAAACCAACCUUCAUUCAAUUUGGGACACUGCUAUUCCCGAACAAUACACUGGCGGUUACGCACUUUCUGAUGCCAAGACAUGGGCAGCAACUCUUACCACCGCCAUUAAAACCGGAACAUAUUCUUCCUUGAAAGCAGGCUGGACUAAAAAUAUCGAUAUCGAUGACCCAGUUACUUCCUCAAUGGUUUGGGCAUCUGAUACAAAUGCCUAUGUUUGCAGUACUGUUUUGGUAGAUGGAGUUUCCGCGGUCGAGUCAGGUGAUUUGAGCACCAAUGGAUAUUACACAGCCGCGAUCCCAGUCGUUAAGUUGCAGAUUGCCAAGGCAGGAUACAGACUUGCAGCUUGGUUGGACUUGAUUGCUACUGGUACCACUAACCUCUAA
Molecule: messenger RNA, 1055 nt
Organism: Botrytis deweyae
Lineage: Eukaryota; Fungi; Ascomycota; Leotiomycetes; Helotiales; Sclerotiniaceae
Exons: 7
Coding region: 1-636 (211 amino acids)
Biological process (GO): DNA catabolic process
Molecular function (GO): endonuclease activity; nucleic acid binding
Source: RefSeq, a predicted model, not a curated record